Quercus lobata is the source of this 2561-nucleotide messenger RNA. RefSeq names its product Polynucleotidyl transferase, ribonuclease H-like superfamily protein. The record is from RefSeq and is a predicted model, not a curated record. Gene Ontology annotation, molecular function: 3'-5'-RNA exonuclease activity; RNA binding. The transcript has 8 exons. NCBI's taxonomy places the organism in Eukaryota, Viridiplantae, Streptophyta, Magnoliopsida, Fagales, Fagaceae. The coding region runs from base 33 to 1895 and encodes 620 amino acids.
AGGCAAAUAGUGUUGUGACAUUCAUUCAAGCCAUGGCGCCUCUGCCCCAACUGCUACAGAGGCGCUUCCUCUGCCAAAAAACCCACACCACCAACAAAUGGAAGACCGUAAAACAAGUGACCAAGUCCAACUUCGCCGACACUCUCUCUGAUCUCAAAACCCACAUCGCCGAGUCCGAUUUCAUUGCCGUGUCCUUGCAAAGAACUGGCGCCGUGUCCGCCCCUUGGCACCGUGUCCUCCCCUUCGACACGCCCGACACGGCUUACUCCAAGUCCAGACACGCCGCCGACCGCUUCCAGCUCCUCCAGUUCGCCGUCUGCCCCUUCUCUAUUACCUCCGCCUCCAAACUCAGAGCUCACCCAUAUAACUUUCAUUUGUUCCCUAGGGAUGAACUGAAAAUAGGGAUGCCAUCUUAUAGCUUUUCAUGUCAAACGUCAUAUUUGACAACCAUGGCUAAAGAAGGUUUUGAUUUUAAUGCCUGCAUAUAUGAUGGCAUAUCAUACUUAUCUAGGGCACAAGAGUCCGCAGCUAGAGUUCGGAUAGGGAAUCCAACACCCAUCCCUCAUGUUGUGAAAUCUUCUUCUAAACCUAGUGUUGCUGAUGCAGUAUUCAUUGAGAGGAUUAAGUCUCGUGUUAAGUAUUGGAGAAAUGCAUGCAAAGACAGCAAAGACACAAGCUCAAAGACGGAUGAGGCUCUAGUGAGAUCCCUAAGAAAACUUGUCUUAGGGAGUGAAGAACAUGGAUCAAGACCAUGCAUUAAUAUAGAUGUUUGCAGUGAACGUCAAGUGCAGCUUGUGAUAGAGAUGUUGGAAGAUUUCUCUGAUGACCUUGUUCCUUUAAUAAUCCCUGGAAAGGGUGGAGCAACCCAAGAAGUUCGUGUCAUUUUGACAAGUUCAAAAGAGGACAAGGUGUUAUUUCAGAAGGAGCUUCAAAAUAUUGAAGAGGAACAAAACAAAAAAGUUCGUGGAUUUCGAGAGGUGAUCGACUUGAUUUCUGCUUCACAGAAACCUGUUGUCUCCCACAAUUCCCUUAAUGAUUUUACAUUUAUUCAUUCAAAGUUCCUCGCCCCUUUACCUCCUAAUUUUGAUGAGUUCAUGUGUACCUUGCGCUUGGUUUUUCCACAUGUACUUGAUAUCCAGCAACUGAUGAAGGAAAUUGGCCCUUUGAGAAAAGUUACCAAUAUACCUACAGCUAUUUCCUACUUAAAAGAUCAUUUCUUUGCACCCAUCGAUAUGGAAAUUCUGCAUGAAGAUACUGUGAAUGAAGGGAAGAUUCAUGGACAUAAUGUUCUAAGCAUUUCUCAUUUGUUUGCGAAGCUUUGUUCCAUAUUGAAAAUUGCUCCCAUCCAAUCGGAUAACAAAAAUUUGGUUCCGGCUCUUGAAAAAUAUGCAAACAUUUUAACUCCAUGCUCCUUGAGCCCUCAAGAAUCAACUGAUGAGGACAUCAGGGUUUGGACAAACAAUACAAGAAAAGUGAAUUGUGAGCAUUUGGUUUUCUUGUGGGGAUUUAAGUGUGGAAUGACUGCUGGAAUGCUGAAAAGCUUGCUCCAAGGGUCACAUGAUGUUUUCUCUAAAGAAUUUGAUGUUCGGUUAGUAGAUAAGAGCUGUGCCAUUGUUGUUUUCUGGAAACCUGGUUUGUCAGAAACUUUUAUGGAUUUAAUAAAUAGCAAAGAGAUCUGUGGAUCUUUAGGCGAGAUGGUCUCAGAAGGCCUAAGAGCAGCACAUUAUGGAACUUACAAGAAAGUUUGUAGGUUAGGUAUAUUGGAGGCAGAUUUGGCAAGGUCCUUGGAUAAAGCUUUGGAAGAACCUGAUUGCCUCUGGCAAGGUGAUUCUGAAACAAAUCCGUUGGAAGUUUACUGGUAUAGUGACUCUAUUAUUAACUUUGAUGACCUUUGAGAUGUGGCAUUCCAUUUCUUGAACUAGAAGUUGACAUUGACAAAAGAUUGAUGCUACUUUAACUUGCUGGCAAAGAACAAACAAUUGUUCUUGUCAAUUCUGAAAUCAACUUUAUUCACUAUGUGGAAGUGAGGUCCUAGGUUUACAGGUUUCACACAGUUUUGAACUUACAAAAGUAAAUGAAAGUGAAGGUUGUUGAAUAGCAGGUUCAAAUGAGAUCAGUUCACACCAAAUGAAGCUAUAUCAGCUAAAUUUUGUUGCUAUUUUAUAUAUCUCUCCAUUAUGUACUGAGGCAUUUUUAAUGUAUUUUCUGCAUUGCUGCCUGUUAUAUUUCCAUGUCCUGAUAAUCUGAUAAUGUGUAUGGGAGAUUGCAUACCCAUUAUGGAAUGUCUACCUGUUACAUUCAAUUCAAGAGCAAGGUUUUAGAGAAGAGAACUACUAUUUAUUUUCUCAAUGCUGUGAUUGGGAGAAAUUUGGAAGGAAAAGAGAGAGUUUGAAGGGAAGUGAGAAGAAAAGUCCAAUGUUCUGCCAUUUACUUUCUUAUUUUCUAGAUAUGUAGAGAAGUUAAAAGUUGUUGGUCUAGCUAGAUUAAACCAUGUGUUUGGACGAAGGAAUUGUUAUUUACAGAAAUUGUCAAAUGAAAGGAUUUAAACUCUUUUCCAGUUA